This is a messenger RNA of Vicia villosa (hairy vetch), 1141 nucleotides long. RefSeq lists its product as uncharacterized. Bases 57 to 899 code for a protein of 280 amino acids. Lineage: Eukaryota; Viridiplantae; Streptophyta; Magnoliopsida; Fabales; Fabaceae. The transcript is spliced from 3 exons. The record is from RefSeq and is a predicted model, not a curated record.
UGCAAGCUCUCAAAUUUAAGUCUCAUCGUGUUAAGGAUGAGCCUCACCUGCUCAAAAUGAUCCUAAAUUACGCAUCUUCACCCAAUCUCCAACUAUCACACAUGUCUUUGGCUUGUCAUAUGGAACAACUUUCCCAUUGCAACUUUUCAUCUCACACUUUAACCUCUCUUAACCUUAUUUCAUACCCUUACCCUACUCGGGGACCAUUAUUAUUUCCAAAUUCUCUGCUACUUCCUGCAUUAACCUACUUGGCUAUAAACCGCUUUUCCUUUCGCAGUGGUGAUGAUGGCUAUGCCAACCCCUUUUUUGCAUUUAAAAGUUUGAAUACUUUGGUCAUUCUAUAUUGUGAAGUUUUUGAUAAAAAGAACCUCUCCAUAUCAAGUGUCUCUCUUAUUAAUUUAUCAAUACUACCGUCUAUAGAAUGCCCUUACAAAUUUGAAUUAUCUACCCCAAAUCUUCGCCGCUUUUACUUUAUGGGUCCGCCUCUUCAGAAACUAUGUGGGCGCAAUAGCAAUUGUAAUCUCUCCUCUGUUAAACAUGUCAAAAUUGAUUUUCCUUUCUGGGCAUGUGUAAAAUCUCCUUCAAUUCUAUUCAGUUGGCUGCAUGACCUUGCUCUUAUGGAAUCAUUCACAAUCUGUUUUAAGACUCUACAGAUUCUCGACUUAAUUCCUGAUUCAUCCAAGAUUGAUUUCCCUUAUUUACAUAACUUGAAGUUGCUGAAAAUUGAAACACAUGACCUUUCAUUGCUACAAGAUGGAAUGGGAGACUUUUUGCUUCAAAAUGCACCGUCAGCCAAGAAAGUCAUCAUACAUUUACCUUUGCCAAAAAGUUUUGCAGAUAUUCGGAGGAAGAUGAGAGAGUUGUAUUUCUCUGUACCAGACAAUUCAAACUACAUGUAGCCCUGACCCUCAUUGCAACCGUCUGCGCAGCUCUGAUGCAGUUGGAAGCAGCCCCUGACCUUCAUUGCAACCGUCUGCGCAGCUCUUGAACUCAUUUUUUCCAAGCCUCUUUUAACAACAUAGUCGGACACACCUUCGAUCGCAACUGUCAUUGCUAUACUUAAACUCUAUUACUUGUGACUACGUGUUUGCAGUCAAGCAUCACAUGCAAAAGUAUUGCUAUUUCAAUUAUAUAGAAAAGA